Molecule: messenger RNA, 8914 nt
Organism: Amoebophrya sp. A25
Lineage: Eukaryota; Dinophyceae; Syndiniales; Amoebophryaceae
Source: the annotation of a GenBank genome assembly
AUGAAGGUUGUAACUAUAAGUUGUUGUGGUCGUUACAACUACAGUUUUGUGGUAUUACAAGUUGUAAGGUGUACUGAGAGUGAGAUGUCAUAGUCGUCGUGGUUAUUUAGUUAUUGUUUGUUUGUUUGUUUGUUUUGAUGCGCUCCGGGCGACGCGUACGAUCCCGCCGGAUUUCUUUGUGCUCUGUGUGUGUCGUGCUAUGGUCGUCAUUGCGAUCGACUAUGGUUUCAUGUCAGGUCGCCACAGUCCCCGCCAGCUGCGGCUUUUGUGGCAUGCCAGGCGCGGCGUGCUGCAGGCGGCGGCGACUGCGCGUAGGUAGCACCUGGCGGCGAGGCGCGUCCGGGUUUGGUUGACGUUCUUGCGGCCUGCGUGCACUGUUCUUCGCGUUCUCGUUUUGUCUUCGUUCUUUUUUGUCUUCGCGUGCUUCCUUUCUUGUCUCCUCCCUGCUCGUUCUUUGUUCGCCACCACCUAUCUCGGCCCCCGUCCUAUCGUAGCGGGCAGCGAUGGGUUUACCACAGCAGCCGCUACUCGUUUCCCCUUGUCUUCACUGGAGGUGUGGCGGCUGCGCUCGCAAGAACGCACCGCCGAAGCUGGUCGCUAAGUCGCGAAGGUAUGGGAUUAGCCGCUUCGGGUUCGACGCAGCCACCCCAACAUUCGCCGGAACUCCGUGGGCCUCUACUAGAGCCUGGAGCGCAGGGCACUCUAGUAGGUGCUGCGUGCUUGCCGCAAGGCCAGGGCAAAACGGGCAGCCAACGUCCUCCCCGGUGACUCCGCUCGCCAAACGUCCCAGCCUGAAGGCAUAGCAUCGCCGCUCGUCUUCCCGCGAGCACGUUACGCCUCGCAGGAGGUCCUUGCCGCAGCUGCCUGUGUCUGUUACGGUCUUGGCCGUCUUGCUCCCUGUGCGUGCUGCUCCGCUUAUCUGGCGCGACUUGGCUACGCGAAGUACCCUCGCGGCCUCCGUGCGGUACUGCCUGUGGCCGAUCGCCUGUCCCGUCUCGGCGGGGAAGUCCGAAGAGCUUGCUAUUCCGGCUAGCUGGUCAGCGAUCUCGUUGCCGAUGACGCCUGAGUGCCCGCGGGUAAAUCUCAGCUCUAGUCUGCCCGCUGGUCCGAGUCUUGUCAGGGCAGCACGAAGAGCCGAGUACAGGGCUGUGUCGUUGUCGUUCCUAAGUGCUGGGUUUAAGAUCGCGCGCAAGUUGGACUGGCUAUCGGUUACGAUGACGACCCUUUGGCCAGGGGUAGCCCUGGCGCCUAUCCCCCACAGGGUCGCCUCGAUUGCCGAUCUCUCCACCUCGAAGGAGUCACACAGCGGCCCGCAGUCCCAGGCGGAGCCGAAGUAUCCAGCGCUACUAUACCAGAAGGCCGCCGCACCACCGCGAAAAUCGGAGACCGACCCGUCUGUGUAGACCGUCACGGCUGCUUUGCUCAAAGCGUCGACGAGUGCGGGGGCGCCACCUGCUGCGCUUGGCUCGACGAUGAGGCGCCCGUCCUCCUGCGCCACAUGUACGCUAGAACAGCCGUCACCUGCAUGCGCGGCAACCUCUGGCAGCACAGUCGACUUUGCUGCGUGCGAUGCUCCGCACUGGAUGAUCCUUCUCCCGGACUGGAUCCAUCCGACCCCGGGGUGCCUGUCUACUAGUUGCCGGAGGAGGUCUGCCUUGGGGCGCGAGCUUGCCCGAGCGACCACCGACGCCGCGUCGACCGUGUACUUGUCUUCGAAUGUCGCCAGCCCCGCCAAGGCGAGGGCGCACUCCCGCUGUGCGUUCCCUGGCUGCCCCAAGAUCAGGCAUGCUGCGCGGUACUGGAAGCCCUCGAGCUCUUUCCUUUGCUCUGCGGUCAGCCUUCCCCAAUAGCACACCAACCCAUACGCCGCUGCUGCCUCGACAAAAAGCUGAUGCAUCACGCGGAUUUCUCGAGCGCGGCUCCAGGACUCCCUGGCAAGCUGCCGCGCAGCUGCCUCCCGGCGUCGCAUCUUAGCGACGAGCGCCUCGAAAUGCCUCCCGAACGACCACCGGCGGUCGACGACGAUUCCGAGGAACUUCGGGCACGGGUCGUAGUGGAUCUGCACCCUCCCAGCCGAGAGGCUAAGCUCCGGCAUCUCGCACGCAUACUGCUCCUGGAAGACAAUGUAGGAGCACUUUCCUGGCGACAGCUGUGCGUUACUAGACGAACAGAACGCAGCCACGAAGUCUAGGGCCGCCUGGAGCUCCCGCUGCCCGGCAUGCGGGUCCGUGUACUCGACCGAGAGGACGAUAUCGUCGACGUAUCCAAACACUUCGACGCCAGGGCAGCGCGCUCGGAGCUCAACCAGGAGGGGGUCGAUAUAGUGCCCCCACACCGAUGGGCCGCUGACUGUUCCCUGCGGAACGCCUUGCUCCAAGUCGACCCUCGGCGAGAGCGCCUCCGCGAAACGCACGACCCUUGUCCGCCCAGAAACGAAAGCCCCUAGCCAUCGGGCUAUCAGGAGGAACUGCUGUCUGUCACUAGACCUGGCCGGCCCACUGCCCAUGGCUGUUGUGUUUGUGGCGCUGAAACUGCUGCGCUUGGCAAGUAGGCGGUUGACGAAAAGGUCCGGCGGGACACGCUCGAAGGCCCCUGUGAGGUCCAAGAAAACAGCCGCCCGUCGUUUGUGCUUGCGGAAAGUCUCCUGAACCUUGACUGCCAUGGCAGCCACAUGGUCAGGCGCUGCCCUUGCUGGUGUGUCACCGUACUGCGCCGGGUCGUACUGAAGGCGGCCAGCAGCCUGGAAGAGCAUCCGGAGGCGCCUCUGUGCGGUUCUCUCGACCACCUUUGCUAGUGUCGACGUCAAUGCAAUCGGACGUAGGCCCUUCGGCUCCGGUACGUUUGCUGGCUCCUUUGCGGGCUUCAGGAUCGGCGUGCACAGCUCGCUGCGGAGUGGGGCCGGCACUACUCCGGUGCUCAAGCUGCCCCGGAUGAAUCUCAGCAGCAGUCUCUUGCCUGCCAUGGGCAUCUCCUGUAGUUGCUGUGUUGUGAUCCCAUCCUCCCCUGGUGCAGCCGCUGCUUUCUGCUGGCUGAGGGCACACACAACGUCGUCCAGGGUGACCGUAGCAACCGCCUCCGCGUCGAGCUCCUCCGCAAAGAUCGUAGCGUUUGCACGCGCCGCCUCCCUCAUCGUCGCCUCCGGAAGACGUGGGUGACCGUCGUAGAAGUGCGCCAGCACCGACGCAAGGUGGUCAAAGAAGACCUUGCCGCAGUACCGCAGUCCCGCGACAGCCUGUUCGCACCUUGGACCUCCCUCGAGCUCACGCAAGACCUCGAAGCACCCCCUUGUUGACUUCUCUGCAGCCUGGACCCGUUCUAGGAAGCGGCUACGGAGACGGGCCCCUUCUGCGUCUGCGACGGCGCUUGAGGCUUCCGCCACCGCCUGACUCCAGAGGGCGACUUCGCUGCUGGUCCUGGCUCGCGCGAGGCGGGUCUGGCACUCCUCUCUGAGCCUUAGCGCCUCCGCAAGCUCUUUCGGCUCCCUCCGUCGUUCGCCCGCCUUGUGCGUUCGCCUGCGUACGUUGACUCUCGGGGUCGCUCUCUUGGACGCGUGGACUAUCGCCCUGUGCAGAUACGUGUACUGGUCCUCUAUGCGUGCCGGGAAGGGGUUUGCCUCCGUGAAGGCGCGGUAGUCCUCUCUGUAGAGAUCCCAGUUCGUGUUGCGGAUGUCUAGCCGGACCCUGUUGCGUCGCGUGCUCGUCUGCUUCCACUCCUCAGGCCGGAAGGCUGCUCCCUGCGUGGUCGGUGCGGUGCCACAUGGACGGCAUUUCGGGUCGAAAUCCACGCGCGUUCCGCCUUCGGAGCUGGCGGCCAGGCCGCUGCCACGCGACAACCCUACGAAAGCCCCGACUCCGCCGAGAGCGGUUGCUCCCAAGGCUACAAGCCCCAUCCAUCGCGCGACCCCUGGUUUUCCGCUUCUCUCCUCAGGCGGUGGGGCUCGGGGCGGUGUCUUAGCUGCUGUUCGCUGUGCUUCCUCGUACCGCUCCCGCCGGAGCCUCCUCUUUCGUGCGCCGGAGCUCUUCCCCGAUCCUGCGACGGGAUCAAGCCCGCCUCCCGGGGGUGCUCGUCUCUCCUCCUCAGUCGAGUCGUUCUGUCCGGUCACUUGUCGCGUGUUGCUGGUGUUGUCGUCUGUGGCGUCUUUUUGUGCGUCGGUGUGCUGCCGACGGCUCUCUGCUGCUGGUGCCGAGUGCUGCGGCGGGUCGGUCCGCACGGUGGGAGCAAGAAAGCCCCAGGCGGUGGCGUCGGUGUUCGUUCGUGCAUGGUCCUGGCGUGCGCUUUGGUGUGUUUUUGGGACCCACGUCUUUCCCGCCGCGCCAGCCCCUCUGCUCGUGUUUCCGCUUGCUCCUGCUCCUCCGUUCCUGCUGCACUUGCCGGCCCCUCCUGUGCUAGAUGAGCUACUGGACGACGUCGAGGACCCGCCGAUGGUUGGGUCAUUUCCACCCGUGCCUUCGGAGCCCGGCGCGCUGGUCGCUCUCGCCGCACAUCGCGGGGCCAUGUCCGCCUCCGCUGCGAAGGGGAGAUCCGUGAUCACCCCCGCAUGGUCUCCAGCGAGCACCGCAACCGCCGGCCCCCCCGGUGUCAGUGCAGCGGUACGCGCGUGCAGUCUGCCCGAAAGCAAGGUCCAGUCGGGGGACGUUCCGCUUGCAGGCCGCGUCGGAGUACGUGCGUUGGCAUAGACCUCGAGCCCGUUUCUCCUGGCCCAGUCGAGGACCUGCGCUCCCCUCCGGUCCUCCGACGCCGUGGCGAGGUUCUCAGGGCUGUGUCCGUUUACAUCCCAGUGCAGAGCGACGUCCCCUGCUGGUAGCGGCGUUGCGAGCACCUCAGCCGAGCCGGGUGGCGUGUAUACUCCCGCGCUUAGGAUGGACCUCUGGCCGCCAGCGUCGUGGAUCCUCACCGCGGUGUAGGCAUGGUGCCUUCUGGCGAGGUCUCCGCCCCAUCGUAGUUCGCCCCGUGCAUCAGUGACGCGGCCGGCGCACGGCGCGACGGUUGCUGUGCCUCCGUAUCCGUCUUGGUCACAUUGUUGGCACGAGACAAUCGCCCAUCCCGGUAGGUGCCUGGCCACGAAGGUAUUCAGCUGCUCCCGUGUGGCCCACGUCUCCCCGAUGUGGCAGACGUCGCAUGACGUCUUGGUGACGAAGUUUCGCAGGGCAGCCCCCUUCGCUGCUGCCGCGGAGCUGUUCGUUGCGUUGAUGCUCUGCGCGUUCCACCACGCGACCCUUGCGUGCGAUCCUGUGGGACGCGAGGGGACAUCUGACGGGGCGACAGCCGCGCGCAUCUCUGCCUUCUCGACCGGGUCGCAGACCGUGUGUGCCUCGUACGCUUCUAUCUCUGCUGAUCCACGAGCGAAACGCGGUAGGAGGAUGCGGCGGCACUCCGGGUGUGUCUUGCGAACAUGCCUCCUGAUUCCCUCGACCCUGCUGACGUAUCCGCACUCGUAUCGGUUGGCCUUGGACUCCGUACUACACAAGGGGCACGCGAACCGCCUCUCUCCGGCCUUGGUUGUCGGCCCGCCUGUGACGAGGAUCUUCGCCUCAUCUGCAGCCGGCUGGUGUGUUAUCGGCAACACUGACAGGUCGAUCCCGUUCGUCGAGCUCUGCGUGUUGCCUUCGUCCCUCCUGGGCAGGGCGCCGCCGCCGUCACCUUCCCCUCCGUCGUCCGUGGCGCCGAAGACAGCGUCUGCAAUGCCUCCCGCGAGACUGCCCAUCCCCUGGCCAAGGCCUGUCUGCGGCUGCCGGGAAAAAAGGGGCACACUCAGCGACCCAAGCGGGCGCGUGGAGGGUUGUUGUUGUUCCGCCGCCCCCUGCCAGGGGCCAUCGGCUCUGGUGCCGUCGUUUCUGCCAGGGUCUCCCAGGUCGUCUUCGUUUGCUCCUCCGGCUUUGUGCGUCUCGCUGUGUCCCUGCCUCCGGACGUGCGCUCCGGCAUCAGCCCGGGGCCUCUCGCUUACUCUCAGGCCCUCCCGUUUCUCAGCAGCAAUGCGGAAUAGGCAUUCUCCUAUCGCGUUCUCGCUGCCGACGAUGUGACCCCAGUACGUGUAUGCGUAGCUAGCCAGUCCCGCCACGGCGGCACCAGCGCAACGUCCGGCCGCGUCGAAGGCUGGCCCUGUCCCGAACCCAUCGGUGCGCACCACUAGAGACGCUAUCGCCGCGAGGCAGACAGAGGCGAUUGCCCCUCGCAGUCCGUGCCAGUGCAGGUCCUCUCCACUCGCCGGGCCGUACCUCUCUGGCGCCUGCCCCGUGUCGUGUAGCCACGUGCUAUCAGCGCGCCGUGCUCCUACGCCUCGGUUAUCUGCUAACGUGUAGGCGUCCCGUCCACUUCUGCUAGAAAUACCCGCCAGGUAGAAGCCACCUGCUACGUAGACGAAGGCGGCAACCAUACCGACUAAGAGGGCGACGCAGAAGCCUUCUACUCGACCCGCUAGCCUCUGCCAUCUCAUCUCGAGCUGUAGUGCCGCUAGUUCUAUGCGGUUUACGUCUCCUCCCCCUGCUGCCGUUCCCUCCUGCCACAUCGUUCGCUUCGUUGUUGGGUGUCGGCAGCUUCUCUUCUCGUGUUCGUGCUCCUCGAACGCUCUCUCCUCCUCGAGCCCCUGUGCGGAGUUUUCAGCCAUGGCGCCCAUUCUCGGCGGCAUGUCCUGGACGCUUUCAUAUCCACUCGCCGAGCUCCGGUGGAGGUUGGUCUCGGCUGCGGUGGAGCGCGCAUAGCUGUGAGCGCCUCCUUCGCGAUCAGUGGGACUGCAACCACUGGAGGACCAUUCGGGUCUGGCACAGCGCUUAUACAACCAGCUUGCAUCAGCCCGAGGACAGUCCUCUUCUGUUCUCCCUUGUCUGCCGUCUCUGGUCCCGUCCCAUUCCCUGGCGCUGCAGGCGGCAUCGUCUGGUGGUGGUAGAGGCCAGGCGGGUAGCAUGCAUACGGGGAUGGCUGAUACAUCGCUGCGUGUCCUGCGUGUCCCAUGCUCGUUGCGUGUGCUGCACUGUGCGUUCCACUCGGCAUCGGCGGGGUCGGAUACGGAGGCGGCGGCGGUGGUGGUGGCAUCGGCGCAGCCGGCGGGCAGUGGUAGCCCGGUGUCAGUCCUGGCGCUCCUACGUUCGGGCCCGGGUGCACUCCGCCUGGCAUUCCGUUUGGGUAUCCAGCUCCCAUCGGUCCGUUGCCAAACGGUGGCUGGCCGUAAACUGGCAUCAUCCGCAUCCCUGCUCCUCCACCGUAGCCAAAUCCGAAAGCCGCCGGGGGUGGCUGCCCAGGCGGCUGGCCAUUGUGGUGCGGGUACAUCGCUCCUUAUGGUGCCAUUGGUCGCAUAUCGAUUCGCCGGCCAGGUAGCGUAGCGCCGUCACCGCAAGGUAAAUUAGAGGCCGGAUAAGGGAAAACCACUGGAACUGGAGGCCGCAGUACCUGUGCUGUGGUAGCAAUGAGAGUAUCGCUGUGGAGGGUCACGCGCUUCACUACUCAAACGGUAUGGUUAGUACCGUUGGACAGGGUCUUCGCUUCGGGUGGUCACUGGAUGUUCUGCGGUAGGGGCUAAGCCACGGGCCAAGCCUUUGCCGGAGUCUCAGAGGCCAAUCCACGGGCCACGCUUUUGCCGCUUUCUCCAAGGCCAAUCCACGGGCCACGCUUCUGUGCUCUUCGGUCAAAGCCGCAGUCUAGGCUUCUGCGUCCUCAGAGCCGGUCUGCGAGAUCGUACUGGCUUCGCUCCGGAUUCAGAUCGAUCGGCACAGGGUUCUGCGCACCCUGGUGUGUCGCCGUCUUCGGGUGGAGCGAGAUACGGCUGCGCAGUCCUUCUCUGCCUUCGGGCAGGAAGCAGUGCGAUGCGCGGUCUGCUUCUAUCGUUGCCGACUAGCGCUGCACGCGCCAGUCUCGCUACCCAUGGUGUGUUUUUCCCUCUUCGUUAAGCACUUACUCAUUCUAGUCAAUUUCGUCGUUACUCAAUUACUCAAUUACUCAAUGUGUGUGAUCACCACUUCCUAGUAUUUAGUUAUUGUUAUUGUUUCCUUCACAACAUGGACAAACUCUUUUUACAUGAUAAUUCUGGUUUCCUUACAUUUAAUGCCUUUCACGCGAAGAAAGGAUUCAAAGCAGUAAGUAAUACCGAAUAUUGCGAAGCAAAUUAGUAAGGGUGUAUGUUAAAGAUGAGUUUUUUCUUCAAAACUAACCCGUUAGCAGGUUGAAUACGGCCCGUUGGCUUCGAGAUAAGGCCAGGGUGGAGCGCAUGUGAAUGAUAUCAAUUUAGGAUGAAAGAUUUUGCGGAAAGUAAGUACAAAAAGACGCUUCUUAUUGGGUCCUCCAUCAGGAAGUGUAAGUUUUUUUAUCAUCUUCAUCAUUUAUUUCAUCUUCGUUUCUGUGUGUAUCAGACUCGCUCCUUAGUAGGAUGAAGAUUUGUUAUUUGUCAUUCUCACGAUGACGUUCAAAAGAAAACAGUACAACACUUAGCAUCUUCACAUCAAAAUUUUUAUCGCACCACUACUAUAUGUUAUGCCCAAGCAUGCGACCUUCAUCCUCGUCGUGUGCAGUUCUUGCACUAGUUAGAAAAGAACAGGUCUCCAAUGUGUACAGUGAAUCACAAUGUCGGUCAUCGUCUCAUCAUAGGAAAAUGUAGAAUAUCGUUGCAUUUAAUGAACAAUGAGCACAGGCAGUGGUGGAUUCCAUCCAACAAAUUGAAGAAUCUUCUGAUUCACACCAUCAAGUAUUUGAUCAUAACAAAGACGUCUAGAUGAUGAACACAAAAACGAAAAUAGACGCGCCAGCAUUGCAGAGACGGAAAGCGGUUCAGGAGUGGAUAACAGAAGCAAGAGUUAGUGGAUAACCGAAGCAAGAGUUAGUGGAUGACAGAAGCAAGAGUUAGUGGGUAACAGAAGCAAGAGUUGAAACUCUUUCUCUACAUACAGUACAUAGAGUCCCGUCCGAAGCACAACGGCAUGUCGAGUGG